AUGCCCGGAAAGACCUCGUCCCCUCCACGCAUCACCAAAUUCACCAACUGCCGCAUCAUCAAGGGCAAUGAUCUCAUAGAGCAAGACGUCUGGAUAGAUUCCCUGUCCGGAAAGAUCCUUCGAGCUCAGGAGGCGUUCUACGGCUUGCAUCUUUCUCCCAAUGAGGUCGUCGACUUGGGCGGGCGCAUCUUGGCCCCGGGCCUCAUCGACGUGCAGCUGAAUGGCGCUCAAGGCUUCGAUUUCUCCGUUCCUCAUGCCUCCAAAGAAGAAUACGAUGAAGGUUUACGUAUGGUCAACAAGGGCCUUGCCCGCACGGGUGUGACUUCAUAUCUACCAACAGUUGUUAGCUCUACCCCGGAAGUGUACUGGAAGGUACUUCCUUCCUUAGGGCCAUCGGGAAGCAAACACUGUGCGGAAGAUGGGGCAGAAUCGCUGGGUGCACAUGUAGAGGGCCCGUUCAUUAGUCCGGGUCGCAAUGGUGUCCACAAGACCGAGGUCUUGCAGGCUGCAAAAGACUUCCAAGACCUAAUCGAGUGCUACGGCAAGGAGAACCUGACGGGGGACACGCAAACGGUGAAAAUGAUCACCGCGGCUCCAGAGGUCGGGAAUAUGAUCGCUCAUAUCUCGUCCCUGACCUCCCGGGAUAUCAUAUACUCUAUCGGACAUUCUGAUGCCACGUACGAGCAAGCGAUGGCAGCCACUGAACAAGGAGCGACCAUGAUCACCCACUUAUUCAACGCCAUGCGGCCUUUCUACCAUCGAAACCCGGGCAUUUUUGGCCUGUUGGGUCAAAACGAGCGCCGUCGACCUUGCUACGGCGUGAUCGCCGACGGUAUUCACCUUCACCCUACCUCCGUCCGCAUCGCGUACAAUGCCCACCCAGAUGGACUCAUCCUGGUCACCGACGCCAUGAAGCUCUGCGGUCUCCCGGACGGCAUCUACGAGUGGACCAACGGCGAGCGCAUCAUCAAAACCGGGGCCCGUUUAACCCUUGAAGGGUCGGACAAGAUUGCCGGCAGUUCUGCCACCCUCAUCGAGUGCGUCAACAAUUUCCGCCGAUGGUCGGGCGCCUCGACCGCAGAGGCUCUGAACUCUGUGACAGCCACGCCGGCACGCCUCUUGGGGCUGCAGGGUGUCAAGGGUUCUAUGGAUAGCGGUGCCGACGCAGAUCUGGUGGUGCUCAGCGACGAGACAGAUCCCUACUCCGGACCCACUUUGACGGUUGAUCAGGUGUGGAAGCGUGGAGUCAAGAUCUUCGAUACCGAGAAAGGGGCAGCCGUUGGCCGAGCGUGA
Messenger RNA from Aspergillus melleus, 1293 nucleotides. It is a transcript of the gene NAG2, whose product is annotated as N-acetylglucosamine-6-phosphate deacetylase. Bases 1 to 1293 code for a protein of 430 amino acids. NCBI's taxonomy places the organism in Eukaryota, Fungi, Ascomycota, Eurotiomycetes, Eurotiales, Aspergillaceae. The transcript has 2 exons. The record is from RefSeq and is a predicted model, not a curated record. Gene Ontology annotation, molecular function: N-acetylglucosamine-6-phosphate deacetylase activity. Gene Ontology annotation, biological process: N-acetylglucosamine catabolic process.